Messenger RNA from Anoplophora glabripennis (Asian longhorned beetle), 1062 nucleotides. It is a transcript of the gene sicily, whose product is annotated as NADH dehydrogenase (ubiquinone) complex I, assembly factor 6. The transcript has 4 exons. Bases 6 to 932 code for a protein of 308 amino acids. Lineage: Eukaryota; Metazoa; Arthropoda; Insecta; Coleoptera; Cerambycidae. Gene Ontology annotation, biological process: biosynthetic process; mitochondrial respiratory chain complex I assembly. The record is from RefSeq and is a predicted model, not a curated record. Gene Ontology annotation, cellular component: mitochondrion.
GAAAAAUGAAUAUAAAUAAAUUAAAUUCAAAAUUUUCCUUAAAAAUUAAUAAUAGAAAUGUUAAUUUUUUUAGUAAUAAAAGUAAUUCAACCGCUGAAUAUUGCUUGGGAUCUGUAAAAAGAUACGAUUAUGAAAAUUUUAUUUGCACUAUAUUACUUCGGAACCCUUCAAGAUCAUGUGCUUUUGCAAUUCGCAGUUUUAAUGUAGAAGUUGCACGAGUAGCAGAACAGGUGUCCCAGGAAACCAUUGGAUCUAUGAGACUGAAAUUUUGGGAAGAUGCAGUUGAAAAAUGUUUUUCUGGCGAUAUUAAAGCUGUUCCUAAGCAUCCUGUAGCAGUGGAAUUAUUUAAGGCAGUGCAGAGUAAUAAAUUAACUAAAAGAUACCUUCAUGCAUUAAUUACAUCUAGAAAAGAUUAUUUAAGUCUAAAAGGAUUUCAGAAUUUGGAUGUUAUGGAAAAAUAUUCUGAACGUACUGUAUCCAACAUCCUUUAUUUAAUUUUAGAAGGAUGCAAUGUUAAAAAUAUUCAUGCAGAUCAUGCUGCGUCUCAUUUAGGAAAAGCACAAGGAAUUGUACAACAAUUAAGGAGUAUACCCCUGUCAAGGCGAUUAAAUUUUCUUCCAGUACCCCAAGAUUUAUUAAUAAAAAAUAAGGUAAGUCAAGAAGAAGUGCUCAGAGCAAGGCGUAGUGAACGCCUCAAUGAAUGCGUAUUUGAAAUUGCCACCAGAGCUCAUCAGCACCUAAUGAAAUCAAGAAGCCUUAAAGAAAAUGUUCCUAAAGAAGGAAGAAGUGCUUUGUUACCAGCUGUACCCAUUUUUAUUUAUUUGGACAAAUUACAGAAAGUUAAUUAUGAUGUAUUUCAUCCUAGUUUGCAAAAUAGAUCUUGGAAGUUACUACCCGUUUUAUGGUUUUCAAAUUUAACAAAUAAGUAUUAGUUAUUCAAAUUAUUCAUGCAGCAAAAAAAAAGUGUGAAUGACGAGAAUUGUGUCAAACAAUGAUGUCCAGUAACAUAUAUCUUAGAUAAUGUUCAACGUUUAAUUUAUUAAUAAAAAUAUACAUUUUAAA